GCGGGGAAAGGAGGGCUCUCGGUGAGCAACGUGCCGCUGACGUAGCGUGACGCGCCGCUCCCUCCGCAAGGCGCGGGGAAGAAGUGGGUGGGGCGCCGCUAGCGUCCGCGCCAUCAAGACCGAGGUAGCGGCGAGCUUUGCGGUGUAUGGUUUUCCCCGCCAAACGAGUCUGCUUGGUGCCAGCAAUGGAGGGCGUGCGCUGGGCCUUUUCCUGUGGCACUUGGCUGCCGAGCCGAGCCGAAUGGCUGCUGGCGGUGCGAUCGAUCCAGCCCGAGGAGAAGGAGCGCAUUGGCCAGUUCGUCUUUGCACGGGACGCCAAGGCAGCCUUGGCUGGUCGUCUGAUGAUAAGGAAAUUAGUUGCAGAGAAAUUGAAUAUACCUUGGAAUAAUAUUCGUUUGCAAAGAACUGCAAAAGGAAAACCAGUUCUUGCAAAAGACUCCUUGAAUCCUUACCCCAAUUUCAACUUUAACAUCUCUCAUCAAGGAGACUAUGCUGUACUUGCUGCAGAACCUGAGCUACAAGUUGGAAUUGAUAUAAUGAAGACUAGUUUUCCAGGUCGUGGUUCAAUUCCAGAAUUUUUUCAUAUUAUGAAAAGAAAGUUUACCAACAAAGAAUGGGAAACAAUCAGAAGCUUUAAGGACGAAUGGACUCAGCUGGAUAUGUUUUAUAGGAAUUGGGCACUGAAAGAAAGCUUCAUAAAAGCCAUAGGUGUUGGAUUAGGAUUUGAAUUGCAACGGCUUGAAUUUGAUAUAUCCCCAUUAAACCUGGACAUAGGCCAAGUUUAUAAAGAAACACGUUUGUUUCUGGAUGGUGAAGAAGAAAAAGAAUGGGCAUUUGAGGAAAGCAAAAUAGACGAGCACCAUUUUGUUGCAGUAGCUGUUAGGAAACCCAGUGGAUCGAGACAUCAGGAUGUUACAUCUCAAGAUGAUUCUAAACCAACCCAGAGGCAGUUUACUAUUCUCACUUUCAAUGAUUUAAUAUCAUCUGCUGUUCCUAUGACCCCUGAAGAUCCUUCAUUUUGGGACUGUUUUUGUUUCACAGAAGAAAUUCCAAUACGAAAUGGUACAAAGUCAUGAUACAAUUUUCUAAGUAACAAAGGGAAAUGAAAACUGUAAUCUUCUGUAUUCACUAAAAAAUAAAUACCUGAUAGUAUCAAAUUUUAUUUCACAAAACAGUUUAAAAAAGAAGAAACAACUUUUCCUAUUAAAAAGGCGGACUUCUAGUUCAAGAGAGCUCACUUAGAAUACAUGUGUACCUCUUCUUCCUCCCCAAAAUCACAUUGGGUUGACUGAAGAAAUAGAAAUCAGUGGCAGAAUCCUAAGGUGAUGUAUGUUCAUCGUAGAAAAAAAUAGAAAAUGCAAGUAUACAAAAAGGAAACACGCGCGUUUCCAUCUCUCCAGAGAGAACUAUUUCAGAGGUAACUAUUGCUAAAACCUAGAGUAUCUUCCUGGACCUUUUUCUUAACAAAUGAAUCAAUUUUAAUAUACUUGCUUUUUUUUUUUUUUUAAAUGGGAACAUAGUGUUUUUAAAUUCUUUUCUCUUAACUGUACAUCUGCUGUUCAUAAAUACUCCUCUGUAGCAUAACUUAGUGGUUCUGAAGUAUUGUGUUGUACAUCUACUAUCAGGAAGCUUUUGACCAGCGGUAACAAUGUUCAGAUAUAACUGACUUAAGUAAUCAAGGGCAUUUAUUGUCUCACCUAACAUACAAUUCAGAGGUGUCAUUAAGGACACUUUUUUUUGGCCUCUGCCUCAGUUUAUUGGUUUUGCCUUAUUAGGCUCAUCUCCAUCAUGGUCUUAAGAGCCACUGCUAUAACUUCCACCUUCACAUCUUCAUAGAAAUAGCAUCUAAAAGGCAGGAACAGUUGUUUUAUGAGUGAGGAAGACUUUUUCCUCUUAAGAACCUUCAAAAAAUUUCCCUGAAGUUUCUGUUGACUCAGGUCACUGAGAAAGCUGAACUCUGAUACUUGUGGCCUGUGGUAAGUAGACUUAUUGAUAGGGAAGAAGCUAAGCAGGGUCAGGGGAGCGGCAUCAAAGGGAAACCCACUGCCUGCCACAAGGAAGGUGUAACAUGAUGCAUUCAUUCUUUCCUCUGUGUUAGACACUUUGAAUGUCUGCAGUUUUUACUCUGGGCAGUGGUACAUUGAAUAUCCUGGUGACCACAUUUUGAGGUCCGUGCUUAAUUACAUCUUUAAGAAAGCAGAUUUCUAGAAGUGGGAAUGAUUGGUUCAAAGGGAUUAAACAUUUUAGAGCCUUGAUAAGUAUUACCAAAUUGUUCUCUAAAAAGUUGUAUAAUUUACACUUCUAGUUAGUGUUGUGUGACCACUCUCACCCUCACCUACCUGCUUUCUGGUCAUCUAUAAAUUUUUUUUUUUUAAUCUUUGCCAAUAUAGGUGAAAAAUGGUACCUUAUUUUUUAAAUUUGUGUUUCUUUCAUUACAAAUGAGGAUAUAUCAGUGUUGUUAUUGGCUGUUUGUAUUCCUUUUUCAUGAACUGCCUGUUCAUUACCUUUGCCUGUUUUUAUUUUAGCAAAUAGGACUUAAUUUAAAGUGGGAGCAUAAUAUAUAAGAUGUCAAGACCAUCAUAUUGAUGACACUCUAUUGUGUGGUUGUAGCGCAUGUCUUGGGAAGUUCAAAAGUCUUGUUAAAUGUCAAGAAGUGAAAUAAUUUCAUUGUUUCUAUUACUGAAGUUGAAAGUUGUGUGUAAAUUGUAUAAAAUUAGAUACUUUAAGGUAAAAAAAUUGGAGUGUUCUAUAAUUUUUCAUUUUGUUGAGCAUGCCCAGAUAUUCCAAGCAUAGUAAAUAACAUGUUUUUAAAAAAUCAGGUAGCAUUUUAGUAGAGGAGACAUUGUUAUCCCCAGCAUGAAUGUAAUGGUGAUAUGAAAACCUGUUGUCUGUCUUCUCAUCAUAAUAAAAUGAUUAACAUUA
Phacochoerus africanus (Common warthog) is the source of this 2922-nucleotide messenger RNA. It is a transcript of the gene AASDHPPT, whose product is annotated as aminoadipate-semialdehyde dehydrogenase-phosphopantetheinyl transferase. The coding region runs from base 147 to 1076 and encodes 309 amino acids. NCBI's taxonomy places the organism in Eukaryota, Metazoa, Chordata, Mammalia, Artiodactyla, Suidae. The record is from RefSeq and is a predicted model, not a curated record. Gene Ontology annotation, cellular component: cytosol. Gene Ontology annotation, molecular function: magnesium ion binding; holo-[acyl-carrier-protein] synthase activity. The transcript has 6 exons.